Messenger RNA from Microplitis demolitor, 900 nucleotides. It is a transcript of the gene cnir, whose product is annotated as protein cornichon homolog 4. Gene Ontology annotation, cellular component: COPII-coated ER to Golgi transport vesicle; endoplasmic reticulum membrane. The coding region runs from base 190 to 657 and encodes 155 amino acids. Gene Ontology annotation, biological process: endoplasmic reticulum to Golgi vesicle-mediated transport. NCBI's taxonomy places the organism in Eukaryota, Metazoa, Arthropoda, Insecta, Hymenoptera, Braconidae. The transcript is spliced from 4 exons. The record is from RefSeq and is a predicted model, not a curated record.
CAGUCGGUACAAUCGUCGGCAUAUUCUGAUGUUAACUGACGUUAAUAAAAUAAGGGUGUAAAUAUAAAGUGAUGUGAUUAAAAGAAAAGAAAUUUUAAAAUAAUAAAUUUAGUUAUUUGUAGGAAAUAAUAUAGAUAUAUAUUAAAUAUAUGAUUAAUAUUUGAAAGUUGAAAAUUAAUCGAAAUUAAAAUGACUUUUUUACCUGAGUCACUUCUGUUUGCAGUCGCGCUUCUGGAUACUGGAGCUGUACUUUUUUUGCUGGUGUAUUUUGUAAUUGCAUUGUCUGAUCUUGAGUGUGAUUAUUUGAAUGCACGACAAUGUUGUUCGAGAUUAAAUAAGUGGAUAAUACCAAAGAUAUUUGCUCAUAGUUUUUUGGAUUUUUUGAUGUUGAUACACGGACAGUGGUUACUUGCACUAGUAAAUCUUCCAAUGACCAUGUGGCUGUGUUAUGAAUAUUUUACAAUACCCCGAGGUAACCUUGGUGUCUUUGAUCCUACUGAAAUACACAACAGAGGUCAACUAAAAAAACAUAAUCGAGACUGUAUGAUUUACCUUGGAUAUAAUCUUAUAUUCUUUUUCAUCUAUCUUUACUGCUUGAUAAUAGCGCUACUAAGAGGCGAUCCCCUAAACAGAAAAGAUGAUGAUGUCAUCAUCUAGAGUAGAAAAAUUAAUCAAGUGAAUUCUUUUUAUGAAUUUUUGAAAUUAUAAAUCACCUUGUCGUCGAAAUAACUAUACCACCAUAUUUGUAUUUCAUAUUUUUCGUCCGUGCAUCUUCAUAAACUAACAAAAAUUUAUAAUUAUUUAGCUAGUAAAUAAAUAUAAUUUAUUCGAAUAAUAACUAAAUGUCUACAAUUAUAAAAUUUGAGUUACUAAAAAUAUUUAUACUGAUAUUGAAUAAUA